This is a messenger RNA of Vitis riparia (riverbank grape), 1204 nucleotides long. RefSeq names its product protein GAST1. The coding region runs from base 555 to 899 and encodes 114 amino acids. Lineage: Eukaryota; Viridiplantae; Streptophyta; Magnoliopsida; Vitales; Vitaceae. The transcript has 4 exons. The record is from RefSeq and is a predicted model, not a curated record.
AUACAAUUUUACCUGUAUCAGCUCAAACUACAUGGAAAUUCUGAUGAAAUUACAAGUUUUCUUCUUUCCUAGUGUGUUUUGGUCAUUAAUUUCACGGGUUUUUGUAUGUUAAACAGUACUGAUUAUGUUGCAGUUCAGAUUUUACCAUACAGUGAGACUGAUUUCUUGAUAUAAUUUUUUUUAUUUAUUCCCCUUUUUGCCGAUUCAUUCAAGCAGUUUAAGUCGAUCCAUAGAAUCUGAUGUUGCAGACAAUGAAAAAGAAAUAGUUGUUUCUCUAAGACACAGAGGGGAAAGACUGGUCAUUUUCAUGGAAAGGCUCUGUUUUAGGUCAUCUCUAAUGUAGGGUGCUAUUGUAAUUUGGGAGACACAAAAGGUUAUUCCUUCAUUGUUACUGUCAUUGUAUUGGCAGUGCGCUAUUUAUCCACAUGGUGAUCCAACUGCCUAUAAAUACCCCUGAACGUCCUCAACAGCCUACCAUCUUCUCCUAAAACUUUCUCUCUGUUCUCUCUCUGCCUCUUGGCUAUUGUUACAAGUUACUUUCUUUGAAGCGGGCAAUGGCAAGAAAACCGAGCAUUGUGAUGCUCUCUCUUUCGAUGAUGCUUCUUUUACUAGUACAGAACAACGCUACCAUCACCGAGGCUCCAACUCCACAGCCGCAACAAAGCACAAACGGCUUUCCCAUGCAUGGUGUCACUCAAGGCAGCCUUCAUCCUCAGGAGUGUGCGCCCCGUUGCACGACUAGAUGCUCCAAAACAGCUUACAAGAAACCCUGCAUGUUCUUCUGCCAGAAAUGCUGUGCCAAGUGCUUGUGCGUGCCUCCAGGAACAUAUGGAAACAAGCAAUUCUGCCCCUGCUACAAUAACUGGAAGACCAAGAGAGGAGGACCCAAGUGCCCCUAGGAUGUCUUGGCUACAUUUGUGCCGCCUUGUCUGACUCUAUUUAUUUAGUAGUAACUCAGUUAUUUAUUCAACCUGUUAGUUUGGUGUCAUUAAUUACUUUAGAUCCACUUAGGAUACACCAUUGGGCCUAUAAUUUGUUAUUUUUCUGUAAUGCUAACAUCUAAAGGUCCACAAAAUUAUUUGUAUGUGUCAUUGUGUAGAUCCACAAUCUCACAAAGAUUUGAUGGGUUGGUGUGCUGAGAUGUAACACGGUGUAUGGCCUUGAUUUCCGGAAUGUAAAAGUAAGACAGUUUGUCCCUUUUGGA